GCGGCUUCGGGGCGGCGCGGUGGCGCACUGUGCGCACCGAGCAGGCGAAGGGCGAGCGCCCGCGGUGAUCGCGGCUGCAGCGCGGGCCGACCCAGCCGGCAGCGACUGCAUCUCGGCACCGGCAGUCCCGGCGGCCUUGGCGGAGGGGACCUUUCUGCUCCCUGCUCUGUCCCUCGGUCCACGCCCGGGGCAGGCGCGGCCGCCGUCCCGGAAGAAGCCCCGAAAGACAGUCGAACUAGACCCUCGGAGAGCGGGCGGCGGGGGCUUGGAGUGUUGGUGGGCGUCGGGCAGACGCUCGGGCGAGGAGGAGCGCAUCGCUGUUGGUCUCCGUUCUUGGUGGUCCCCGCGAUGAGGGCGCCUCGGGGGCCUCAGGAACUUUGAAAGCAGCGGGCCCCGGGGUAGAGGAGCUGCUGCAGACAGCUCGGCAGGAGGGGGGUGGGGUGUGGGGGACUCGGCCCUCGGCCCCCCACGUCCGGGGCGGAAGCGCCUCCGAACCCGCCCUGGCCCCCGCGCGGCCCGAGAGGAAGUUCUGGGCAACUUGGCCCGAGACGUCGGAGAGGCAGAGCGGAGCCACGGAGGCUGCGGGCUCGAGCCGCGGAGAGCCGGGAAGGCGGAGAGAGCCAGGAUCGGGCGCCGAGCCGGGGCGCGAGCGGAGACUGCGGGAGAAGCGGGGCCGCCGAGCCCGCGGCCAGCCCCGGAGCCGCGCGUCCCGCCCGCCUCCCGCCAGCUGCUCGCAUUCGAGGCCGGGGCCGCCUCGCCGUCCCGGACGCGAGCCGGUGCGCGAUGCCCCCGAAGCGGCAAGAGCCGGGGCCGCAGCGACUCUCGGCCCGCUCGGGAUCUGCCGCCUGAGCCUGAGCGCGCCCCGGAGAGAGCUGGACCAGCCCGCGGAGUUGCGCGCCCGCUCGCAGCCCGGCCACACGAGCUCCCUUUCCCGCCUCUAGAGGCAGCUCCGGGCAGCGGUCUCCAGCCCCGAAGUCGCCCGCCGUGUCUUCUGAGCCCGGCUCGCUCGCGGCCGGGGCCUAGCGGCCCCCGACGCCACGCGGGGCAGCCCUUUGGCGCCGGGAGGCGGCGGCGGCGGCCGGCCUGCAGUCUGGAGCGCCCCGAUGGAAAUACACUGUAAGCACGACCCGUUUGCAUCCAUGCAUAGACAUGGAGGAGUGAAUCAGCUUGGGGGGGUUUUUGUGAAUGGACGACCACUCCCGGAUGUAGUCCGCCAAAGGAUAGUGGAACUUGCUCACCAAGGUGUCAGGCCCUGCGACAUCUCCAGGCAGCUUCGGGUCAGCCAUGGUUGUGUCAGCAAAAUUCUUGGCAGGUAUUAUGAGACCGGGAGCAUCAAGCCGGGGGUAAUUGGAGGCUCCAAACCAAAGGUUGCCACGCCCAAAGUGGUGGAGAAGAUUGCUGAGUAUAAACGCCAAAACCCCACCAUGUUUGCCUGGGAGAUCAGGGACCGGCUGCUUGCAGAACGGGUGUGUGACAAUGACACGGUGCCCAGUGUCAGCUCUAUCAACAGGAUCAUCCGGACAAAAGUACAGCAGCCGCCCAACCAGCCGGUCCCUGCCUCCAGUCACAGUAUAGUGUCCACGGGCUCCGUGACGCAGGUGUCGUCGGUGAGCACCGACUCGGCCGGCUCCUCGUACUCCAUCAGCGGCAUCCUGGGUAUCACGUCCCCCAGUGCUGAUACCAACAAGCGCAAGAGAGAUGAAGUUCUGCUGUCCCCUUCGUCCUGCCAGGCUGAGCUCAGGGGGACCUUGGCUCAGAGCCUGCUUCAGUAUUCAGGUAUUCAGGAGUCCCCGGUGCCCAACGGCCACUCGCUGCCCGGCAGAGACUUCCUGCGGAAGCAGAUGCGGGGGGACCUGUUCACGCAGCAGCAGCUGGAGGUGCUGGACCGCGUGUUCGAGAGGCAGCACUACUCGGACAUCUUCUCCACCACGGAGCCCAUCAAGCCCGAGCAGACCACAGAGUACUCAGCCAUGGCCUCGCUGGCUGGAGGGCUGGACGACAUGAAGGCCAACCUGACCAGCCCCACUCCCGCUGACAUUGGGAGCACCGUACCCGGGCCACAGUCCUACCCCAUUGUGACAGGCCGUGACUUGGCGAGCACGACCCUCCCUGGGUACCCUCCACACGUGCCCCCCGCUGGACAGGGCAGCUACUCGGCGCCCACGCUGACAGGGAUGGUGCCCGGGAGUGAAUUUUCCGGGAGCCCCUACAGCCACCCCCAGUAUCCCUCCUACAACGACUCCUGGAGGUUCCCCAACCCGGGGCUGCUUGGCUCCCCGUACUAUUACAGCGCCGCCCGAGGGGCCGCCCCGCCCGCAGCUGCCACCGCCUAUGACCGCCACUGACCCUCCCGCCGGCGGGCACCCUGUGCUCCCACAUAUAUCCCUGAGGGUGGUCACUCCUGGCCCCUCAGAAGACAGCCAAAGGGGCACAACGAGAUCGUCCCCCAGCACCAAUCCCCCACCUCGCCUUGAAGCUCCUCCCCCACCCUUUCCUGCAGGGACUCUGGGGGUCCCUGGCCAGGCUGUUGGACUUCCAGACGUGUGUCUGCUCCCAAGAGUCCGUCUACGGGUUUCUCCCAGCAGCCACGGGGGGCUCCGCAGACCUCUGGAUUCUUGUGCAGACACCUACCCGCAGCUCCAGCCCAGCCUGCCUACCCAGUCCUUGCACCCCCACCAUACCCCCAGGGUCCCCCGCUCCUACGUCGCCACCCCGGGAGGAAGACUUGCUUUUGCCACAUCCACCCGUGUAAAUAGCAUCUUGCUCUCGUGGGCCGAGGGGCCAGCGGAGCCGACCAGCCACCCGUGAUGAUGCAUCCUGCUCUCCUGAUGUGUCCCAGGACAUCCCAGACCUGCACCCAGAGCCAGCCUUUGCCCUGGGGGAGGGGCCCACCCCAGCAGGUGACCUGGGAGCUGUCCUGAGCCCCACCCACUGGGGUGCAGCCCCCAACCACUGCCACUUCUUUGAUGUCUUAAAGGAGCCUCAUGCGGCUGGCUCUUCGCCAAGCCCCCUUCUCCCCUCUGAAGAUGCCCCCCCCCAAGAGAAACACAUCUGGGGAGACACCUUGAGCCGCUGCCCCCAGCCUCCAUCUCCCCAUGCCCAGUGUCCUGCCAACAGCUUGUCCCCAUCCCCCUCUCUGAGGACUCAAAGGGAACUUUUGAGGUGAUGUCUCAGCGGUCACCUGAGGUGUUGAUGGCACUUGCGGACUCAGCACCCGCAGGUGGGGACUCGGGUUCGAGCACGGGUCUGGAAGCUGUCCCGACCCCCGAAGCUAUCGAGCCAAGCGGGAGAGGUCUCCUGAAGCAAACCUGGCUCACAUCACAGUGGACGCCCCCACGGACAUUUUCCCAGCCUCCAAGGAUGCCAGCAAGCAGGUUCUGGACCGGCCCAUCCCUGUCACUCAGACAGAAGUCACCACAAAGGACUGUCCCUGCACUGGCCUCUGCCGCCACUCAGUGCUCCAGAAGCAGGCCCUGCCCUCCGCAUGGUGCCCAGUGGGCAGCUGGGAGCCCAGGCACUGAGCUGGGGGCAGCUGGGUGCCCUCCACUGUGGCAGCCACCUGGGGGCCAGGACCACAGUGCUCACAGAGCUUCCUGUGGGCUGCAGCAAUCAGAGUCCCCUGGGGGGCGGUCCAAGG
Sorex araneus (European shrew) is the source of this 3637-nucleotide messenger RNA. RefSeq names its product paired box 5 (gene PAX5). The coding region runs from base 1104 to 2345 and encodes 413 amino acids. NCBI's taxonomy places the organism in Eukaryota, Metazoa, Chordata, Mammalia, Eulipotyphla, Soricidae. The record is from RefSeq and is a predicted model, not a curated record. The transcript is spliced from 11 exons. Gene Ontology annotation, molecular function: DNA-binding transcription factor activity, RNA polymerase II-specific; RNA polymerase II cis-regulatory region sequence-specific DNA binding. Gene Ontology annotation, biological process: regulation of transcription by RNA polymerase II; anatomical structure development.